UCAAGUUUGCUCAGUUCAGGUCUUCUAAAAUGUCAGAAGAUAUGCGUGAAGUCCGUGAAAGUUUGGAAACCACCUCUGCUUCUUCUAGUGAAUCGAUUACACGAAUAGCAUAUCUCCGUCAACGCUAUUUGGUGACUUUUAUGAUUAUGUUUAUAACAAUCAACUGCUACACAAACCGUGCUAUUAUCACCGAAACCAUCGAAUUUUUCGCUGAAGUAACACGCUCAAGAAAUAGCACUAAACACAAGAAUCAUCAAUGUUUGGAACUACAACCACUCCUUGAAAAAAAAUCGUCACUAAACUUUACAAAAAUUUUCAAAAUAGACAGUGAGACCAGCGACAGCAUCCAGGACCUAUUCUACCUCAGCUACACCCUUACACACUUUCCGGGCGGCAUUUACGCCGACUCGCGCAACCCCAAACACCUACUCUCCCUUGUAACCGUCGCAUGCUCUUUUAUCAAUAUCCUAAGUCCCUCAAUUAUCAAAAUAACCAAAGGCAAUCACCAUGUGAUGCGAGCCGUGGCUAUACUUCUGGGCACUUUCCAGGGGGCUAUAUUCCCCUCAACGUUAAACAUGAUGGCACAUUGGGCCCCCUUGCGAGAGCGAGCUUCUUUAAUGUCGUUAAAUCUCGCCGGGUUUUUCCUGGGGCUUGUUGCAAGCAAAAGUGGGACAAAGUUACUUGUAAAAUCAUCCGGAGAUUGGACGACGCCGUUUUAUGUUUUCGGGGCUAUAGGAGUUUUUUUGGCUCUGAUUUGGGAGCUGUGGGUGUUUCAGGAUCCUCAUCACGAUCCGAGGAUCACGCCAGAGGAGAAGGAGUACUUGGAUGUGGAGAUGCGCGGCCUUGUGGACCACAACCCCAAGAGAAUCCCCUACUUUGCCAUGUUCACAUCCUUCCAAGUCUGGAUCCUGAUCCUAGUGCACGCUGCCAACCGUGGAAUCUGGCAUUUCACCGGUAUGAUGACUCCAGUCUACACCAAAGAUAUUCUAAAAUACGGAAAUGACCAAAUUAAUUUAAUGUCCACUCUCCCCUAUAUCCCAAUGACGGUUUUAAUCAUCGCCUUGGGUUAUUUCUCCGACUGGAUCACUCGAAACGGUUACGUUUCUGUUUUAACGAUGCGGAAGGUCUUCACUAGCCUUGGCAUGAUGGGACCGCCCAUUUACAUGCUAACCGGGUCAUAUGGGGGUUGUGACCGCUUAGGUGCGGUGAUUAUUUUUGUCAUUGGAAUGACACAGUUUGCUUUUGCAUACCUGGCUCUCUACCUAAUCCCCAUGGAUUUGUCGCCCAACUACACCGGAUUUUUGGCGAGUCUUACCAAUGGUUUUGGCAACUUUGGCGGUUUCUUUUUCAAGAAGUUUUCAAUGUGGGUGGCUCCUGAUAAAACAAUUCAUCAAUACAGGGAUCUGUUUUGGGUUUCGGUGCUUAUUGCCAUGAUCUCCAAUUUGGUUUAUGUGAUUUUUUGUAACGUCAAGGUACAGUCCUGGAACAGGCCGUUAGUAAAAAGGAAAUAAAAUCUUUAUUAAAAUUAGUUUGUUUUUGACUUAAUCGUUU
Tribolium castaneum (red flour beetle) is the source of this 1551-nucleotide messenger RNA. Its product is annotated as sialin-like. The transcript is spliced from 4 exons. Gene Ontology annotation, biological process: monoatomic anion transport; transmembrane transport. The coding region runs from base 30 to 1511 and encodes 493 amino acids. The record is from RefSeq and is a predicted model, not a curated record. Lineage: Eukaryota; Metazoa; Arthropoda; Insecta; Coleoptera; Tenebrionidae. Gene Ontology annotation, cellular component: plasma membrane. Gene Ontology annotation, molecular function: transmembrane transporter activity.